AACUCACAGACCACGAGACCAUGAACUGAGCCGCAGUCGGCCGCCCAACCGACUGAGCCACCCAGGCGCCCCUCUGCCGGCUGUUCUUUACCGCCCCUCCGCGUGGCACAGUCCUCACGCCUCUGCCCACCUCAGUCCACGAUCCUACUCCAGGACUCUGUGCCCUGAAGCAUCACCUCUAAGCAGACCACCACUAUCGCGUCUUUUUCAGCCCUCACCACUCUCCUGCGUCCCAGGGACGCCUCUUCUGCUGCCUGCCUGCUAAGUGUCACUGCCAUUCCGUAAUGAGUAUGUCCAAGGCGAAAUUCACUGCCCUCCCCAAAAUCUCAGUCAUCUGACCUCCAAACAUAUCUCAGCACACCACCACUCUGCUCCUACGUUCCCAGGAGAUUCAUGUCCUUCCGGUGGUUCUGCUGAGGUCUCCACUACUAGGUUCCAGGAUUCUAAUGCAGGUCCUUAUCGUCUCCCACUCAUUAAUCCAAAAACAUUUCGCUCAUGCUGCGUUCAUUCUCUACCGCCUCCGAUCUAUCCUUUACCUUUGCCUUCAGAUUAAUCUCCUUCAAAGGGAGAGCCUUCUAAAAGGCUCCUCGCUGUUUAGUAACUUGGCCUGGUUGUCAAAGAUUUCCUGUCCUUCCAAGUACCUUCUUCCAGGGACCCUUCAAUCCGUUGGUUCUACUGUGGCGGGGAGGGGAGUGAUUUCAUCCUCUCAGGAAAUAUCUGGAAACAUUUUCGAUUUUCAGAAAGGAGAAGAGGGGUGCUACUGGUGUCCAGUGGGUCAAGGCCAGGGAUGCUUAUAAAUAUCCCACAAUGCACAGGACAGUCUCUAAAACAAAGAAUGAUCCAGCCCCAAAUGUCAGCAGCACCAAGGUUGAGAACCCCUGCUUUAAUCAAAUUGAUUACCGAUUUUUAAUUGUCUUUUCAUACUCCAGAUCCAUAUUCCAAAUCUCAUCCAUCACAAUGGCCCCUCCUUACUGAGAAAGACUCAACCCUGAAGUGACUUCCUUCGGAAAUAUUAUGGUAAAUGUUAGUAAUUAUUUUGGAAUCAAUCACACAUUAUCCUAAAAUGUUUUCUAUUGCUACUCUGAAGUAUUUACAUUUUUCUCAUCAACUUUCCAUGGACUUAAUUCCUUGACUAGAUUGGAAGCUCCAUCAGAGCAGGAAUGGCGGGGUAGGGGCAGGAUUCUGUUUCUUUGUGCCUUCAACACAGAGGGCACACAAAUAUUUGUGAGUCUAAGAAUAAAUCAGAAAUAAUAACUGUAAAAAAUAUAUUUCUAAGGUCAGGCACGGUACAAGUUACCUUUUAAUAAACCUGAAGCAUAACUCCGUUAUAGGAAAGGCUGGCCACUAAAAGGAGGCAUAUAUAAAUGAACAGAGGAGAGGGAUGAGGUUUCUCAUUUCAAAAAUUAGCAAAAUAUUUCUAAUCUUCUAUGGUUCCGUUGCGUGAGCCCUGGCUACUGACUUGGAUUUUUCAAACAGGGUGUAUUAAAAAGUUCCAAACUGGAGCUAAAUUGUAGUUUUGCAACUUGUUCUAACAUGUUGCUCUAAGGUUCCUUCUCCCCACGUUGUUAAGAACAAAUUCCAUGUUUACUCUUCUGACCCACCCUACCCCUUCAACUUUGUCAUCCUUAAGUCAACAUUCUUUAGGAACACAAAAUGCUGCUCCGAUAUUAGGAUGAAUUUAGGGCUGAAUCCUUCCACAUCAGGCCUAAUCAUUAGCAUUUUGGGGGGAAAACACUUGGGUAACUUGAUUAGAAUAACCUCAGCUCCCUAAAAUGAAAAUGUUCCACUACUGAAAGAUGAGAGCCUGAUGGCUGGUACUGUCUGCACCAACUCCAACAAAGGGUAGAAUAGGUGUUUGGGAUCAUGGAACUUAUUCUUGGGAAUGCGGUGGGCUCAAGACCGGGAUGAGGAACGACAUAAGGGGAAGGGACCAACGUAAGGGAGAGAUGUGUUCUAAGAAUAACGUCAGGAAACAUUAUACAGGGAUGAGCUGAACUGUCGAGCGAGAGACCCUGGCGUUUCAUCUAAAGCUGGAAGGGAGAGCCCAGCGAACCCACGAGGGAGGUGAGAGAAUCUGGGCCCGGAAGUCAGGGAAGGUUCCUGAGCGGAAUGACGGAUCAGCAGCCAGCGCAGGCAGGACAGCCGUGUUCCCCCCACCAGGAAGGGAGUCCAGAAAUGCUGCUGCAGGCUCUUCCCUCGGCAGCUGUAUCCAGCAUGCUCCAAGGCCACAACUCUGUGCUCCAGGCGUUGCUGGGGACCUUCUUCACCUGGGGGCUGACGGCAGCUGGGGCAGCUCUCGUGUUCAUAUUCUCUAGUGGACAGAGGCGGAUCUUGGAUGGAAGUCUUGGCUUUGCUGCAGGGGUCAUGUUAGCGGCUUCUUACUGGUCUCUCCUGGCCCCGGCAGUGGAGAUGGCCACGUCCUCUGGGGGUUUUGGUGCCUUUGCCUUUUUCCCUGUGGCCAUCGGCUUCACUCUCGGAGCUGCGUUUGUCUACCUGGCUGACCUCCUGAUGCCUCACCUGGUGAGGACACAUGGGGACACACGGACACAGUCUAGGAACAAGAAACCAGACACUGAUUCUUCCAGCGCUUUGAUGUGGGACUUCCCAGCCUCCAGAACUGGUGCCGCAGAAGACCCCCCAACGGCCCUGGCACUGAACUUCGCCCCUGCGUUGAUGAAGAAGUCUGACGCUGAGGGUCCCAGGCUGCUCUUCCCCGAGAGUGAACUUUCCAUCCGGAUAGGUAGAGCUGGGCUUCUUUCAGACAAGAGUGAGAACGGGGAGGCCUAUCAGCGGAAGAAGGCGGUGGCCGCGGGUCUUCCCGAGGGCCCUGCUGUCCCGCCGCCUCCUCGAGGGAACCUGGCGCAGCCCCUUGGCGGCAGCUGGAGGAGGAUCGCGCUGCUCAUCUUGGCCAUCACCAUACACAACAUUCCAGAUAAUCCAGGACCGUCCUGUCUGCAAAGUCUCCUUUGUCAUGAGCGCUGGGAUUCCCAGGUUCCAGGUCUUGUCCCUGGCAUUCACUUUACCCUUGUGUGUGGUCUCCACGUGCUGGAAGGGCAGCUUCAGCGGUCUGGCAACUUCGAGCUUACAGGAAGGAGCCAAGAGCUGGAAAGAACAGCUUCCUGACUCUUCGUUUUCCUGGGACAAAGACCGAAUAGAAAAUCCUGUUAUUAGAAAGGGAGCUUUCCAGGGAAAACACUGAAGCAACAGCCUCUCCUUCGCAUUGUUCUGUUUCCAGAAACUGGAGGAGUAUUCUGCACAGCCAGGGACCCAGGCUCAGUUAAUGUGUAAGCUGAAGACCACUCAAGACUGCAACUCAUUGGCAGCCACAAAAGCCACCAGUCAUACUGGAGGCUGCCACUUGCCGGGGCCUUUUGUAAGUGUCCUCUGUGUAUGAGUUAGGUAUUUGUACCCCCUGUUUUACAUUUUCGAAGCUGUCCAGGGAGGCAGAAGAUGAAGCUCACGGUUGCAUGUGCAGGCAUGGGCAGCCUGCCUCUCGCUACGGGGGCUAUGCUUUCUUCCUCCCGAUGGAUCACAGAGUUUUUCAGAGCCAGUUACAGAGAAGUUCAGGAAAUGCUUCUCGUGUUUUGAAGCUUGCCACAUUAGAUGUGAAUGUCCGCGGCACCACAAUGGCGUGUUGGUGCGAUUGUCACUCCAGACGCAGCAGCUCAGAUCAGCAGGGAGGUUUCGGCAGGGGAAACCUGGACUAUCCACCGUGGGCGCUCUGCAGAUGUGGGUACAGUGAGCCCCCGCGCGGUCCCCAUGCACCUGUCGCCAUCACCACCACCUCCACCAAGGGAGGACAAGCCAGGACCCAAGCAAAUCGUUAGCCCUUUGAUGUAUCAAGGAGGGAGGUGUGGGGAGAGGGGACCAGCCCAGGAUGUAGAAUCAGAAAGGCCAGGGCGUGAACCCUGGAGUCACCAAAUGCUUUGCCAGCUGGGUGACCUCAGCUAAGACGCUGGGAGUUUCAGGGUCCUGGCUGUAAAAUGGAAAUAAUAAUCCAUCUUGGGGUUCGGUGUUAAGUGAGGUGACAGUGCUGGCCACCAGCAGGGCCACUCAUUAUGUCAUCUGCUGUGACGUGUAUAUCACCGGGCCUAGAACACCUCGUCCUCUCCCCUCCCCCCUGCCCCCUCUUACUUUGCCUUCACGCCGCUCUGAUCCCAAAAGACGGUUUCGUUCUGGCCUUGGGCGUCUCCAGUGGAACAUCUCCAACCACUUUAAUUCCUAUCUCCAGCAGGUGACAUUCGAAGAUGCUUCCCAUUUACCCCAGGAGUUGGGAAACACUGUAAUAUUCUCCUCUAAUUAUCUGUGUCUCAGUGGGAAGCCUGACAUUAUAAUUAACUUGGGCUCCUGUCUGGGAUGACAUUUUGUGCAGCAUAUUGUGUUCCUGGGUGAGCACCGUAGCAGAAGCUGGUAGCGUGCUCCCCGGUGACGCUGUUGGGUUUGAGCAGGAGAACUGGCACAGAGCCCCCGAGGGUGAAAUCGUAACUGGGAUUCCUGCAGCCCCCCCCCGACCACCACCUCCCCAGUGCAACAGGGCAACUUUAAAAUUCACUCCCAACUCCUGCCAUGGGUUACAGACCCCUGCCUGUGCCCUACCGACUGGCCGGAACACGUGAGCUAUGUUCUGGAGCUGCAUAAGGAUUGGGGCGCCUGGGUGGCUCAGUCAGCUGAGGGUCCGACUCUUGGCUUCUGCUCUGGUCAUGGUCUCGCGGUUUCGGGAGUUCGAGCCCCGCAUCGGGAUUCUCUGUCUCCCUUUCUCUCUCUGCCCCUGCCCAGCUUGGGCUGUCUCUGUCUCUCUCAAAAUAAAUAAACUUAAAAAAAAAUUAAAGCUGCAUGAGGACUAGGGUUAAAAUCAAGACUCAUUUCCACAUCUGCUAGAUUAGGUCAUCCUCCCAUCUAUUAUGUAAAUUAAAGGGAAAAAUUAAGGCAAGAGGAUCUGAACAUGUUUUUGUCUGAAGACUCAAUGUUUCCGGUAAAUUCCAAUUGUCUUUCUACUCUGGCCAGGCAGUUAUCAGCCACCUCACGGUUUUCCUAAGUCCUCCCAGACCUGCACUGUCCGGGACAGCAGCUAGUAGCUAUAGGGACAGACAAGCGUAGGUUCUGGAGUUAGAAAGCCUGAGGUCCCAGAGCCACCAAAUGCUGUCCUAUUUAUUUGUCAGAUUUAAACAAAAUGCAGAAUUUAAAUCCUCAGUCACACCUAGCCACAUGUCAAGUGCUGACUAGCCAUACGCAACCAGUGGCUACCACAUUGGACAGCACAGGUACCGAACAAUUCUGUCAUCACAGAAAGUUCUAUUGGAUGGCACUGGCCUGGACCCUUGGCAAAACAGUGUUAACUCCACAGGUUAUCUAGAGCCUACCUCAGCUUGCCUUGGGCCGAGUUCUAUUUAGGGGAGACAUUCUGUUUCCCGAGACAGGUGUUCUUGGUUGUGGGGUCGGGCGUCAAACGUAUUUUACGAAUAAAAUGCCUUACGUCUCAAAAUUUGAAAAUAAGUGGAUUUUGUUAAAAUAAGCUAAGGGGAGGACAGGGUCACCCCUGUGGUGCCAUCAUUCUUGUUCCCUUUGGUUCUGAUCUGGCUUCCGAUUUCUCAGAUGGGGCGGGGGGCAGCUUGUGCAGAGAAAUCACAGCAGGCUCGUCACCACGUCUGAUGUCAAGGAGAUGUGGAAAGAGCCACUCCAAGGAUGAUCUUGUCAUUCUCUGCUCCGGGUGACACCCCCCUGCCCCCCGAGCAAGCCAGCAUACUGGUCUGUGCCAGCUUAGCCCUCUCACAGAACAGAUUCUCUUGCCUCAGCUCGGGUUUCGAAGGAAGGACAUUAACUGUCACAUGAAAAUCACCACAGCAUUUACUGUCACUUUUUUUUUUUUUUUUUUUUGCUGGGAACAUUGCCUAGUUCAUCCCCCAAUGCUCCCAAAUAAGGUAUUUAGUUUAGAAUGCACCGCCUGCGAAAGCUUUGCCUCGCUUGUGGAAACGGUAUUCAUAAUUUACUGUGUAUGCCUUUUCUUUUUUCCCUCGGCUGCUAAGAACACAGAGCCCCCUUGCCAUCGAGAUAAGAAGGAAGUGCAUUCUGAUGGUCUCAUUAUUGGAAUUCUUCUCUUCUUGUACAACCUACUACUGUAUUGCACUUCAAUCCAUUUCAAAAGGAGGGAGGUUCCUCAUUAAUUGGCACACGCGAUUUUAUUCCUUUGUCUCCGGUUUCCUUUGUUUCCUGGGCACAGAUUCGAUUUCUAAUCCAGAUACCUGAAAAAUACUUUUAUCUGGUUUGUGAUGGAGACUGGGGGCCGGGUGAGAGGUGGUGCAGUCAUCUGUUUAUAAUGUUCAACCAAACAAUCGACUGAUACGUCCUGUGUGUGGAGGCUGCUAGAUCCCCCAUGUCCAACAGGAAUACAAUGCAAUCUGCGUCUCCAUUGUUAGCUUCCUAGUAGCCAUUUUUUUAAAAAAUGUAAAAAGGAAGUGAAGCCGAUUUUUAAUUUUUUUUUUUAGCGUUGACUUAUUUUUGAGAGUGAGAGACAGAGCACAAGCG
Molecule: messenger RNA, 6522 nt
Organism: Felis catus (domestic cat)
Lineage: Eukaryota; Metazoa; Chordata; Mammalia; Carnivora; Felidae
Gene: SLC39A11
Product: solute carrier family 39 member 11
Exons: 8
Coding region: 2110-3123 (337 amino acids)
Biological process (GO): zinc ion transmembrane transport
Cellular component (GO): membrane
Molecular function (GO): zinc ion transmembrane transporter activity
Source: RefSeq, a predicted model, not a curated record